CGGGGGGUGGGGGAGAUGGCAGGUGGGUCCUGCACCGUGGUCCCCUGGGGGCAGCGUCAUCCUGCUCAGCCAUGCCUCUUCUCUGUCUUCUCUGUUCUGUGGCAGCUUCCUCUUCGCUGCACCCAGCGGAUGUUUGCCUCGCAGUCUGAGGGGGAGCUCAAAGUAACCCAGAUCCUCAAAGAAAGCUUUCCUCGAGCUACAACUAUCAAAGUCACUGACAUUUCAGGAGGCUGUGGGGCGAUGUAUGAAAUCCAAAUCGAGUCAGAAGAAUUUAAGGAGAAGAGGACUGUCCAGCAGCACCAGAUGGUAAAUCAGGCCCUGAAGGAAGAAAUCAAAGGAAUGCACGGAUUGCGGAUAUUUACCUCUGUCCCCAAACACUGACCACGCCCCGGCUGCAAAGAUGCUGCUGCUUAAAACCUUGGAUGAACUUGACCAUUCUUUCCUAGGCAUUUGCCAGAAAAUUUAUCUAUUUUGUUCAUAGACAUUUCCAUGUUAUAAUUAUAGAAGAAUAUGUUAUCUAUUUAGAUGUUAAUUAAAGGCAACAGAUAACUGAG
Messenger RNA from Myotis davidii, 554 nucleotides. RefSeq names its product bolA family member 3 (gene BOLA3). NCBI's taxonomy places the organism in Eukaryota, Metazoa, Chordata, Mammalia, Chiroptera, Vespertilionidae. The transcript is spliced from 3 exons. Bases 16 to 381 code for a protein of 121 amino acids. The record is from RefSeq and is a predicted model, not a curated record.